Messenger RNA from Anastrepha obliqua, 4655 nucleotides. It is a transcript of the gene GramD1B, whose product is annotated as protein Aster-B. Gene Ontology annotation, biological process: intracellular sterol transport. The transcript is spliced from 10 exons. The coding region runs from base 357 to 3524 and encodes 1055 amino acids. Lineage: Eukaryota; Metazoa; Arthropoda; Insecta; Diptera; Tephritidae. Gene Ontology annotation, molecular function: sterol transfer activity; sterol binding. Gene Ontology annotation, cellular component: plasma membrane; endoplasmic reticulum membrane; endoplasmic reticulum-plasma membrane contact site. The record is from RefSeq and is a predicted model, not a curated record.
CACAAGCAUUUCUCAUUGUAAAAAACCUUUAAAGUGUAAGUUUUUUGCACUCGUGGAAUUUGGUAGAUUAUUCUUAAUUGUGCAUAAAAUAUCAAUAAAAUGAUGUGAAAAUUUUGAGAUAAUUAUGCUGGCGAAAUAGACAAAUUUGAGCCUCAAUAUACCUAUACUAAAUACAUGAGAUACAGAAAAACCGAUAACCGAACUUAGCGGUCAGCAGAAUUCGCACAAGAGUAGCAAGAAGUCAACCAGACGGAGAUGUACGAAAUGUGCAGAAUAAUUUCUGCAGAUAUAUGGAUUUAAGGCGCUGUGAGAUAGCGAAGCGUUGUGAUUUCUGUUGAUCGGAAACUCGGUUUGUCAUGAAUAGUGCCACACCGAGAAAACCAGAAUCAACAACAAUCGCACCAAGGACAAAUACAAAACCAGCUCCACUGCCGUCACAGUCGUCGCCGCCAUCGUUGGUAGCCGCUUCAAACAUCGCCACGAAAGUCGUUGAAACUUCCAAAUUAUUUUGUACUACUUCCGGAAAUAGUAACCCCAACACGGAACGACCAACGCCACCACCAAGAACUGCGAAAUCAGCAAAAGCUUUGAAACUUGCAUCUGCUGCGGCGUCGGCUAGACAAACGCUAAUGAUAAAAAAUAUUGAAAACUUAUCAAGUCAUGCGAACGGCGACAACAAAGAUGAAGAAAAGGAAGAAAAAGAAAUUUGUUGUGGUCCCAACAGGAGAGAUUCCAUCACCGAGGACAUUGGAGCAGAACAGGUUAUUAAACUUAAACCCAUCAAAGAGGGCAGCGAAGAGAACAAAUCUAUUUAUACCAACGCCACUAAAAUAGAAGCAGCUGAAACAAAUUCAACUUCAAACAAUAAACCCGAAACUGUCUGUGGUGAUUCAAAUUUGUCACCCGCACCCGCACCCGCUAUACAAGAAGCGAAUCUUGAACGGGCAGCUGCGCAUGAAGAAACAGCCGCCCUCAUUGAUCUCAAUAAUUCCACAGAGGAUAUUGUUAAAACCACAUCAGCUACAUCUGGACCGGUUGAACGCCAACUCAGCGAAGUUGAAAAUACUGAAUUAGAUAAUCGAGACUCGGCAGCCGUAGCUACAGCGGACGACUUGUCCACAAAGGCGCCUAAUUCUGGUGAUAGUCCGCUUAGUCGAAACAACUCCAUUGGUUUGGGAAAGAGGAAACUAUCGAAAACACCAUCGUUUUCAAAAAUAUCCAGUAGCCUGCAAAGCUCGCUGGGAGCGCUUAGUGGCAGUCGCCCUGAUGAGGACACUAUCAGCAAAUCGAGCGAUACCUCGGGCGAGUUAGUGCGUGGUGUGGUUCAGGAUCCAACUUCUUCUGACAAGCCAAAGAGUGGCUCACGACUAUCGGAGCGCGCUAAAAAGAAAUCCUGGUACAAUGUAAUUUACCCGAAUUACAAAUCACGUGCGGAGGAUUUCAAGAAGCUAUUCAAGGAAGUGCCGAGCGACGAGCGUCUAAUUGUUGAUUACUCGUGCGCUCUGCAGCGUGACAUUCUUGUGCAGGGGCGUUUAUACGUGUCACAGAACUAUGUUUGUUUCCAUGCCAAUAUCUUCCGCUGGGAGACCUAUUUAACUAUUCGUUGGAAGGAUGUCACCUCGAUAACAAAGGAGAAAACCGCACUUGUUAUACCCAAUGCCAUUUCGAUUUGUACAACUAAAGAGAAGUACUUCUUCGCCACAUUCACAACACGGGACAAAGCGUUUUUAAUGCUCUUUCGAGUAUGGCAAAAUACGUUAAUGAACAAGCAAAUGCUGCCGCAAGAAAUAUGGCAAUGGGUGCAUAAUUGUUAUGGCGAUGAACUCGGUUUAACCACAGAUGAUGAAGAUUAUAUAGAUCCGACCAGCGUACCAGCGGAGAGCGAAGGUGAUAUUGAUUUCGGAUCAGCCUUAGAAGACACAAAUUCGAUUGUUAGCUCCACAUUCGGCAGCAACUACAGCACAGCCAAUUCAAUACCAAUCGCCAACAAUAGCGGCGGCAAUAGCUCUAGCACAAGUAGUGGCGGCGGUGGUAAGCCCAGAACGAAAUCAUACUUUUUCGGUUCGAAUAAAUCGGUUGUGAACUUUUCGAACACAACCUCAACCAGCGGUUCCGAUAAUAAAACAAGUGAUAAUAACAGCGGUGAACGCGAGCCAAAGUGCAUCAUGAAUGCCAAAGAAUUGACACUGACAUCGGUGAAGCCGGAAGAAGAAGCGGGCAAGUGCAAGGUAAACAGUUCUGCCAAUGAAAGUGGUAGUGGUGGGGUUAGUGGCUCCAGUAGAGAAACAAAAAGUUCAACUCUUAAAGCAUCUUCGCAUGACAUGAAACGCAAAGUGAAUAAAAGCACGCGAGAACGCGAUGAGGCGGCCAGCAAUAAUCAAACAAAUCUGCCCACAGACGCCUCCGUUUCGAGUGAUUCGGAGGAUAAUAAAGCACCAUUUGUUGCGACUGCUGAAUGCACAUCAGCCCAUGAAGGCCGUCAAUUAGUUCACACAAUACUUCCCAUCAAUGUAGAUACGUUGUUCAACAUGCUUUUCUCCAAGUCUAAGUUCUUGGUGGAGUUCCAUGCUAUGCGCAAAACUGAAAAUAUGUUUUUCGGCGAAUGGCUAACUAACGAGGAGGGUAAGAAGACGCGCGCGUUUGGCUUGACCGUGCAGUUAUUAGCUUCCGUUGGUCCAAAAGUGUCCAAGGUGACUGAGACGCAAGAAAUGCGGGAAUGUAGCAAACCAGGCGAACUGUAUUCCAUAGACGUAAUUAGUGUUAAUGCUGGAAUUCCAUAUGCUGAUAGUUUUAGUGUUUUAUUGCAUUACUGUUUAGUAAGAACCAUUGAUGACCAUACAAUGCUGUCUGUGCACGCUCAAAUUAAAUUCAAAAAGUCCAUUUGGGGUGUCGUCAAAGGUUUUAUAGAGAAAAAUACUUGGGCUGGCAUGGAAGAAUACUUUGGCGCAAUGCUGCAAGCUUUACAAAGUGAAACCUGCAUUCCACCCUCCAAGGCAAAAGGACGUCGCCCACGCCGGGGUACUACGGCCCAAGUGCGUCCCACGGAGGAUGUACCGGAAAUACAAACCAAAACAGAACCCGUUGAAGUUGCAAUGACCACCAGCCGUCGUCACGUGCAACGCCUGCCAGUUGCCGUAACACAGCAGCCCUCAAUCGAUGCCGAGCCGCAAAACAAACACAAAUGGCUGUCGGUGUUGGUCAUUGGUUUGCUGUGCUUCUUGAUCGGCUUGAAUGUGAUACUCUUAAUAAAGCUUUGGGCGUUGGAGGAGCGCAUUGAUGACGAUAUAAUCAAUCGAGCGCGUUUGCCUAAUUUAACCACAUUGAAAGAGCUGCCCAAUUCGAACGAAGAGUGGAUGGAGCUAUUGCGCCAGCAGGAAAUCCUACAUGAAACGGAGUUAAAGAAAUGGCACAAAGUACUGCAAACUGCCAUUGAAUUGUUAAAAAAGGUGAGCGUUGUGUGCGAAUUUAUUUACAAAAACGACAAGCUAACACAACAAAUCGAACAAAUUCACGCGGAGCUAUAGAUUUAAGCUCUUGCUAGAAUGGAAUGGUCAUUACUCCCACUGCUGUGGAAAUGAACUGCACAUUAAUAAAUUGCAUCUUUUUAUAUAAAAAUUUUCAAAACUAAAACAUUACGCAUCUAACAUUUUGUAUUUUAAAAGCAGAACAAAGCAGUGAAUGUCGCUGUCGUCAAUUGCUGAGCUUCGAAGAAAUUUUCAUUAAAGCAAUUUGUGAAAAAAUGUAAAUGAAAUAAUGAAAAUCCUUUAAAAACGCAUUGAUAUAAAACAAAACUCAAAGGCUUGCCGUUAUUAAGCAAAUACCGGAGAUCUGAUUAUUUCUGACUGUCAUUCUAAUAUUUAAUAAUUGAAAAGAUUCCUUUUUUUUGAUUUGUUUUUGUAAGAAUAAUUAUUUAUUUUAAGCAUGUAAGCUCUGAAAAGUGCAUGAAUUUAAGUUCCAUGAAGUUCUUAGAAUAUUAGCAAUUGCAUGAUUAUUGUGUGAAUAUCUCAUAAACUUAAGAAACAAAAGCACCGCAAAGUUCGUCAAAUGUUUUCUAUUAAAAAUUAACUUCCAGCUAGUUUUAUACGGAUGGAUUGUGUAGCUGUUUGCAUGUUUCUUUGUAUGUAUGCAUGUAUGAGCAUGUGUUCUUGUGCGGGGCUCAGACGGCAGCGUUAAAUUGAAUUGAAUUGAAUUGAAUUUAGGUAGGUAGGUUAGAUGGCAAGAGCACGACGGGUGUACUACAAGUACCACUAGAAUGCCGUUCGAUAUCAUAAUGUAGACCACUUCUUGUGAAAAAUUACAAAUGUGAUGUAGUGGAAGAGCGAAAAGGGAUCUAGGCUGGAGAACUGCCUCAGGCUAUCCCCAAAAGGCACACUACGGAAGCUCAAGUGCCUAACUGCCAGGCCCGAACAUUUACAUUUCUGCAAUGGGGGGUUGUACGGAAGUCCAAGCUUCUCUGCAUGAGUUAGAACACCAUUGAGCACUGCUUUGAGUUUGGAAAUUGAAUGGUGCGGGAUCCGCAGCACUUUAAGCGUCCUGCUUCCGUCGUACUGAGGGCAAAGUGUUGGAACUCCAUCUCACUUGCGAUUUUUUAAGUGUUAAACCCGCGAAAUUUGAGUGAAUUUAAACAGAAUUUACCAAUUCCAGUUUGACAACGU